Lutra lutra (Eurasian river otter) is the source of this 2955-nucleotide messenger RNA. RefSeq names its product chromosome 1 C3orf14 homolog (gene CEP15). Lineage: Eukaryota; Metazoa; Chordata; Mammalia; Carnivora; Mustelidae. The transcript is spliced from 6 exons. The record is from RefSeq and is a predicted model, not a curated record. The coding region runs from base 227 to 610 and encodes 127 amino acids.
CGUGACCACGCCCAGGCCUGUGCUGAGACCCAGCGUCCGCACGGUAGCGGACGCCUUUAUGGAAAAGGUCCGAGUGGGACUAGGACAAUCACCUUCAGCUUUUGCACGCAACCAGAUGAUUUGCCUUUGGGCUCUGAGCCUUCAAAGCACUUCACUUGAUCUUUUAUCUGUAUUGGUCCAGGCCCUUCAGUCAAGCAGAAAGCUUAUAAGGCAGCUUUGAUUAAACAUGACCUCCUUGUUUGCUCAAGAAAUUCGCCUUUCUAAGAGACAUGAAGAAAUAGUAUCACAAAGAUUAAUGUUACUUCAACAAAUGGAGAAUAAAUUUAUAGAUGAAAACAAGGGAAAGGCAUCUCAGAUGCAAGCAGCUGAGACUGCUUUUAAAAGGAACCUCAGUCUUUUAAUGGAUAUAGAAGCCGCAGAAAAGUCUCUGCAGACCCGGAUUCACCCAAUUCCAUCACCAGAGGUGGUUUCUCUUGAGACUCUUUACUGGGCAUCAGUAGAAGAAUAUAUUCCCAAAUGGGAACAGUUUCUUUUAGGAAGAGCACCAUAUCCUAUCGGUGUUGAAAAUGAAAAUGAAGCAGAAAAUACCGUUCAGAAUGAGGCACAGUGAUAACUUCUUCACAUACUCUUUUCAAAAAAAAAAAACCUGUUUAGUACAGCUGAGUAUUAAAGAAUACGCAGGUCAUUUCGGGUGCCUUAGGAAUCGAAUAUGUUCAUAUUGUCCCAUUACCUCCUCGAUGACAUGAAGAUAAGAGAAUCAGCUGACAAAUCUCAGGUUCUAUCACUUUGAGACCUACUCUUACUUCAGGGUCAUGAAUUUGCUUUCUGCCAAACCCAUGGAAGUGUUGAGCUAAUACCGAAAGUUGGACUAUUUAUUAAGUAAGUUGCUAAAUAAGUGUUACAUGUGUCCUUCUUUUAAAAAAAAAUCAUUUAUAAUCAUUCUCAUCUAAACAAUGAAUACUUGUUGUUCUGGUUUUACAUUUUCUAGAAUCACUUUGGCUCUUUUAUUAUGGGGAUUAGGUUCAGCACAGGAUCCUAGUGGCUGUUGGCCAUUACAGUUUCCUUUAACAAAUGGAAAAAAUAGAGGCACUGAACUGCUUCAAUAUAGUAUGUCAGACAAUGGGUUUAUUGGAUUUUGUCCCUUAUAGAUAAUAAAACUUCUGAAGGUUCCGGAGGAAAGAACUAAACUACAAAGCAUUUGAGAAGUAGCCAGUUUCAGUGGAGCUCAGACUUGGUUCUGAAAAAGGUGACCUAUUAGAGCUGGAAAUGGUUAUUGGAUUUUGACUUAGUUAUUUAAGGACUACCAACCCUGUGAAUGCAAGUAACUCCUCUCAUCUUUUCAUCUUUAAACUUGCCCUUCCCUCUCCUUUGUUUUCUUUAUUUCCUAAACAACUGUCAGAAAGCUUUGUGGCUCCCCAGUCCUCCACUGCUGGAGUGCUCAAAAUGAUUUUAAUUUUUCUGACUAUAGACGCAGCUCCUGCUAGUAAGGGGAGUCUAUGCUCAUUACAAUUCAAGAGUAUAAAAAUUUCAAACUGGUGUGUGUUUUUACAUGAAGACAGUAGGACAAGCUUUAAAAAACAAACAAACAAACAAACAAAACCUAUAUUGAAACGUCCAUUGUGCCGAUCAGUUCCGUUAAACUACCAUCUUGGAAAUAUCCUGUUGAGUGGGUGUUGGUGUGGGUAACAAUAAUGUUGUUUUCAUAAUAUGCGCUGGCAGAUUAGCACACUUCUCUACAGUGUUAACAGUUGUAAUUAAGGAAUAAACAGCACAGAGUGUCAGUCCGAUGACAAUUUUAUCUAUAGUGUCACAAUACAAAAUGUCACAAAAUAUUAGAACUGUUAUAUAACUAUAGAAAGUAUCAGCUUAAAAGCUGAAAGCCUUAAAAAAAGAGAGAGAGAGAAAGGAAGAAAAAAGAAAACUGGCAUAGAGACCAGAACAAUUUAUACCUUCUCAAGAAUCUUCUGACAUGAAAAUAAAUUGAUAAUUUUUUUUUCCUGUUACAUCACAGUUUGGUUUCUAGCCAUCCAGUUGAUUUAGCAGGAGAAUACAGGGCUUUUUAGCAGCUUUGAAUUGGUAAACAGAUUUAGAUGUAGUAGAAAGGAACAUGAGGAAUUUUUUUUUUUUAACAUCCAAUCUUUCCCAGCAUAUGCACAUAAGAAGGUGAAUGAAGCGAUGUGAAACUUAUUUCUCUUUAGUCAAGUGAAAAAAAGGCUAAACAUUUGUUGAGAUGGUAAAAUAUUGUGUCAAGCAAGUAGGCACAUUCCAAAAUUAAACAGUGGUUGAUACGUUAACAUCCUCAAAUAUUUGAGUGCGCACUUCCUUUGAGUUCUGUAAAUUAAAUCACCAGUAGAUGAGAUUAAAAUACAAAAUGAAUAGCGAUUUAACCAUCUCAGAUAAGGUGGGUUUUUUUCCUCCCCUAAAUUGACUAACUUGCUAAAUAGUUUCUAAAAAGAGCGUACAUUUAAUAUACCCUGGGUUACGACUUAUGGCAGAAGCGAUGUUACUUCUAGGUUUUAGCUGUACUGUUUCCCUAUUACUAGUGAAUACCUCAAAAACUCCCACAUGUGACUUUAUUCCUGGCCCCCACAGAGCUUCCCUCCCCUUCCCUCCUUGUAGACUGUAACAGAUUGCACCACAUGGUGUAUGUUUAAAAAAAAAUUUUCCAUAGGGACCUAGAUACCCCAUUAAAGGGCUUUAUAUUCUUUGAGGCAAAUUAGCUUUACAUAGGAAUUUCCAACUAUUGUUUUCUGUAAGGAGGGAAGAAAUACCAUAGCUCAUGUAUAUUUUGUAUGGCUCUUAGUAGAAAUCAGACAAGGAAAAAGAAAGGUCAUCUACUCAUACUAUCUCCCUGUCCCCCACUCCACCCCACCAAUUCAGUACCUUUACCAUAUGCUACAUUGUACCUCCUAGUCAUGAAAACUAUGAAUUUGUUUUGGGUUUUUUUUUUUUUUU